Tricharina praecox is the source of this 1196-nucleotide messenger RNA. RefSeq lists its product as uncharacterized. The transcript is spliced from 2 exons. The coding region runs from base 177 to 1127 and encodes 316 amino acids. The record is from RefSeq and is a predicted model, not a curated record. NCBI's taxonomy places the organism in Eukaryota, Fungi, Ascomycota, Pezizomycetes, Pezizales, Pyronemataceae.
GGCGGCUGUGGCCCACGCUAAGUAACGGCGUCCACAUCAGCUCUAGCGCCCGGCAACCUCCGCCUGCAUCCUAAAAAUUUCCAAAAUUUCCUUCCCGCCUUCACUCACUCACAGGCUCUCACCAACCUUCCACCUCACCAACCUUCCACCUUCCACCGUCCCCCUCACCACGCACAAUGGCACGCACCAAGCCCCCCUCGACCCCCAACACCGCCUCGGUGACAUCGGGAAUCUACACAUGGACGCCGCAAAGCGGGCUGACGAUCUCCACGUUCUCGCGGGCGUCGAUCCCUCGGCUGAAGAGCAUACUGAACCCUUCGGAGAACCCGGCGUUCGAGUCAAAGACUGAGAACGCGAAGGCGCGCGCGCUGAAGGAUACUGCAAAGUACUGCAGCAAUGCGAAGUGGGUCGCGGCCCAGCUGCUGCAUUAUGGCAUUCCUGCCGAGGAGGGGAAGGGUGUCAUUGCGGAACUCAGGGAGGGCGUCGAGAGCGGUGAGAUCGAUGAGGUCCCAAAAGAGAUCCUCACGCUCGAGGAGAAGCUCAAGCAGGAGUAUUACAUUCGCUAUCCCAAGGAUGAGGAGAAGGAGAAGGAGAAGCAGAAGAAGCGGAAACGGGAGGAUGUGAAGGAUGCGCCCGAGUCCGACGACGAAGAGGAGUCCGACGAUGAGGAGUUCGCCGAGAGGGAUCAGAAGCGCUCGCGUGGUGGAAGCGACUCGAGAGGUGGCAGGGGAAGGGGCAGCGAUCGUGGCGGGUCGAGGGGAAGGGGCGGUGACAGAGGUGGCUUCCGUGGAAGGGAUGGGGAUUCGAGAGGUGGCUCGAGGGGACGGGGUGGGGAUAGAGGUGGCUUCCGCGGUGGAAGGGAUGGGGACUCGCGGGGUAGCUCGAGGGGAAGGAGUGGUGACAGGGGUGGCUUCCGCGGUCGGGACGGUGACUCCAGAGGCGGCCGUGGUGACUCUCGUGGUGGAUUCCGUGGUGGGCGUGACGGCGACUCUCGUGGUGGACGUGGCGGUAGCCGUGGUGGUUCCAGGGGUGGACGCGGCGGUCGUGGAGGCGACUCGAGAGGCGGACGUGGUGGGCGCGGUGGACGGGGUGGCAGAGGUGGUAGAGGUGGUCGCGGCCGGGAUUGAUCACGCCUUGAAAGUUGAUACCCGGAGGUUCGGCAUACUUGUUAGUGGUGUAUAAAAAGCAUAUGAGAU